Molecule: messenger RNA, 1759 nt
Organism: Populus trichocarpa (black cottonwood)
Lineage: Eukaryota; Viridiplantae; Streptophyta; Magnoliopsida; Malpighiales; Salicaceae
Product: xyloglucan O-acetyltransferase 2-like
Exons: 2
Coding region: 183-1460 (425 amino acids)
Cellular component (GO): Golgi apparatus
Molecular function (GO): O-acetyltransferase activity
Source: RefSeq, a predicted model, not a curated record
ACAUUAUAAUACUGGAAAAGAAAAUGUGAUUCUCGAUGUGACUAUACCAAACCACCUUUGUCUCUGUCCUUCUCCUUCAAACCUCCCUCUCCAAAGUCUAACCCCAACUUCCCCUCCCCCUUCCUCCUUCUCUGUCUACACUUGGCCGGACCCAAACCAUAUCUCUUCCCUUACAUUUCAGAAUGGGCAGCCCAUUCAAAGACCACCACACCCUCCAUCCCUCUCUUGUUAGGAAGCUCAUUCCAUGGACCUUCUAUGCUAUGGUCCCUUUAGUUCUCUUUCGCGUGUAUUUAUACCCUUACCCCCUCCACCACACCACCACAACCAUUCUCACCUCCUCCCCUGUUUCUCCUCCCCCUGCUUUAUUAGAAGAUGAAACUUCUUGUGACUACACCGAUGGCAAUUGGGUACCUGAUAGGAGGGAUCCUUUGUAUAACGGUUCAACCUGCGGUACAAUCAAGGAAGGCCAGAGUUGCAUUGCCCAUGGCAGGCCGGACAUGGGUUAUCUCUACUGGAGAUGGAAACCGAAGCAAUGUAAGCUUCCAAGGUUUGAACCCAACACAUUUCUCCAACUCCUUAGAAACAAACAUUUAGCUUUUGUCGGUGACUCUAUGGCUAGAAACCAAUUGGAGUCACUUCUUUGCAUGCUAUCCUCUGUCUCUCCCCCUAAUCUUGUUUAUCGAGAUGGUGAAGAAAACAAGUUUCGUAGAUGGUAUUUUGAGUCUCACAAUUUCAGCAUCUCAGUCUAUUGGUCACCGUUUCUUGUUAGAGGCGUGGAAAAAUCCAAUACUGGUCUCAACCAUAACCAGCUGUUUUUGGAUCACGUUGAUGAGAGAUGGGCUGCUGACAUGAAUGGAAUUGACAUGGUUGUGUUAUCAAUUGGGCAUUGGUUCUUACAUCCAGCAGUAUAUUAUGAAGGUGAUCAAGUACUAGGUUGUCAUUACUGCCCUGAUCUUAAUCACACUGAGAUUGGAUUUUAUGAUAUCUUGAGGAAGGCUAUAAAGACCACACUUAAGGCUCUAGUUGACAGGAAAGGGCCUAAUGCCAAUGGUUUUGAUGCACUCGUGACUACUUUUUCACCAGCCCAUUUCGAAGGUGAUUGGGAUAAGUUAGGUGCUUGUCCAAAAACCGAGCCUUAUAAGGAGGGAGAGAAAACACUUGAAGGGAUGGAUGCGGAGAUGAGACAAGUCGAGGUUGAAGAAGUGGAAGCUGCGAAAAUGAAUUCUGUGCAGCUUGAAAAGUUCAGAUUAGAGGCACUCGAUGUUUCCAAGUUGUCAUUGAUGAGGCCAGAUGGUCACCCAGGUCCAUAUAUGCAUCCAUUUCCAUUUGCUUACGGUGUAGCUGAGCGUGUGCAAAACGAUUGUGUGCAUUGGUGCUUGCCAGGGCCUAUAGAUACUUGGAAUGAGAUUUUACUCGAGGUGAUAAAGAAGUGGGAGUACGAAUCAAGAAGAGAACAGUGAGUCGUGAUCACUGGGCUUUUUUCUGUGCUAGAAUGUUAAUUUUGAUCCAUUUGGAUGUUGGUUAAUUUCUCUUGAGAAGGGACCAAAGUAAAAGAGACAAAUCCAGAAGAGUUGAGUAAAUGAUGCCAACUUCAAUGAUCGUUUUGGAGUUAUACUUUUGUCUGUCUAAACUGUACAAACGAUAUCAAUGGAAAAUCAUGGCCCUGGUCUAAACAAUUUGCAACCUUCCAUUGAAGAAUUUGUGUGGAUGUAGGUAUGGAUAUUGGCUAAAACUCCUUUAGUGUUAAAUCUUUUUUUUU